Messenger RNA from Sinocyclocheilus grahami, 2119 nucleotides. Its product is annotated as protein kinase C eta type-like. The coding region runs from base 98 to 1828 and encodes 576 amino acids. The transcript is spliced from 14 exons. Lineage: Eukaryota; Metazoa; Chordata; Actinopteri; Cypriniformes; Cyprinidae. The record is from RefSeq and is a predicted model, not a curated record. Gene Ontology annotation, biological process: protein phosphorylation. Gene Ontology annotation, molecular function: ATP binding; diacylglycerol-dependent serine/threonine kinase activity.
AUAGUGAUUCAUUCAAAAUGAAUGGAUUCCCGUCUGUUGGUAAGGGAAGUACAGAGUCAGGUUUGUUGCAUCGAAUAUUAAAUAUUGGAGCCACAUUAUGAAAUUCAACGGAUAUAUGAGGCUGCGUAUCGGGGAGGCGGUGGAUUUAAAACCAACAACUUUUUCAACUCGUCACACCUUUCAUAAGAAAAUCGUCCUGGAUCCUUAUAUCGUUGUUAAAGUCGAUAAUGUGAAAGUUGCACAGACCAACAAACCGACCUUCAAUGAUGAAUUCUGCCCAUACAUCUCAAAUGGCAAGGAGCUGGAACUGGCUGUUUUCCAUAACACUCCAAUAGGAUACGACGAUUUUGUCGCCAAUUACAGAAUCCAGCUUGAUGAAUUGAUAACGUCGUCAAACACAAGACAAACGUUUGAAGGAUGGGUGAAUCUGGAACCAGAGGGAAGUGUCUAUAUCACCAUCUCUCUCACCGGCUCCUUUACAGAUGAUGAAGCUGUGAAUGGACUGAGACCCCAUAAAAUGUUUACAAGAGAAGGGCAAAAAGCUUUGAAGAAAAGAAAGGUCCACCAAGUCUAUGGACAUAAAUUUAUGGCAACCUUCCUUCCGCAGCCUACGUUUUGCUGCCAUUGCAAAAACUUCAUCUGGGGUGUUUUUGGAAAGCAAGGUUAUCAGUGUCAAGUGUGUGCAUGUGUGGUUCAUAAGAGGUGUCAUGAUUUGGUUGUCACUGAGUGUACACGUAUGAAGAAAGAUUCAGAUGAGGGCCAAAGACAGGGCUUUGGCAUCAACCUACCCCACCAGUUUAGAGAGCACAACUACAAAGUUCCCACAUACUGUAACCACUGUGGAUCUUUACUUUAUGGCCUGAUAAAACAGGGUCUCCAAUGCAAGAGUUGCAAGAUGAACAUUCACAAACGCUGCGAAGAGAAUGUUGCACUUAACUGUGGGGUGAACAGUGCUGAGUUGGCCAGCAAAUUGUCAGAAAUUGGAAUGCUCAACACGCUUUCCAAACGAAAGGCUCAGAGUUCCCUGCACAUGACAGGAAUAAGAGGUCAGAACUCCAUUAUAAGCAUACAGACAACGUUUGAGGAGCCAGUGGAAGAGACUGUUAAAGUUGUUCUGGAAGACUUCAGUUUUUUGCAGGUGUUGGGAAAAGGCAGCUUUGGCAAGGUGAUGUUGGCUCGUCUAAAAAGUGACCACCGGGUGUUUGCUGUAAAAAUGCUGAAAAAGGAUGUCAUACUGCAAGAAGAUGAUGUGGAAGCAACCAUGAUUGAGAAGAGAGUGCUGACUCUGGCCCACCAGCAUCCAUUUCUUACACAGCUCUACUAUUGCUUUCAGACUGCGGAGCGGUUAUUCUUUGUCAUGGAGUUUGUGAAUGGUGGGGACCUCAUGUUCCACAUCCAGAAGUGCAGGCGUUUUGAUGAGCCACGAGCACGGUUUUAUGCCGCAGAGAUCAUUUCGGCCCUCAUGUUCCUUCACUCCAAAGGCAUCAUUUACAGGGACCUUAAACUGGACAAUAUUCUCCUGGACAGAGAUGGCCACUGCAAACUGGCAGAUUUUGGCAUGUGCAAAGAGGAUAUACGUGAUGGAAAACUAACUAGUACCUUCUGUGGGACUCCAGAUUACAUUGCACCUGAGAUCAUCCUGGAGGAGCUGUAUGGUGUAUCAGUGGACUGGUGGGCUCUGGGGGUGCUGCUUUAUGAGAUGCUGUCGGGUCAUGCUCCAUUUGAAGCAGAGACUGAGGACGAGCUGUUUGAGUGCAUCCUCAAAGAUGAGGUCAUUUAUUCAUCCUGGCUCAGCAAUGAGGCAGAGGACAUCCUUAGAGGAAAAUAAAAUAAUCUCCUCAUCUCCUUGUUUAUGACUACACGUCAUUAACUGUGUGUGAAACUGUAAGGACCAGGACUGUUUGGCAAUUAUGCUAAUUAAAAUAAAACCAGAGCAAUGAAGUCUGUAGCUUAAUUACACAAAAAAGCCUUGUAGCUCGACUUCAGAUGUAAAGGCACUCACAGACACCACUUGAAUGAAAUCCAUUGUUUUGCACAACAAGUACAUUUGUCUGACUUUUACUGGACAAAUAUCUUUACUUUUACUCUAAGGACACAACCCCAGUGUAUUGACUUACAU